Messenger RNA from Bactrocera oleae (olive fruit fly), 2885 nucleotides. The record is from RefSeq and is a predicted model, not a curated record. Lineage: Eukaryota; Metazoa; Arthropoda; Insecta; Diptera; Tephritidae.
UCAGCUUGUACUUUUUGUAGCAAAUGUGUCAUAAAUACAAUCCACAAAUGCGCUAGUUCUACUUUGUUAUACGCAACAUUUAAAUGAGUGUUAGUGGCACAAGCUAUUUCCUGAAUUUUCUCUUCAUCUGGCAACCUUGCAUGGUAUUAUUCAAUCGGUUGGGUUCUUCGGAUAUUCCAAGCACCAGAUUAACACCGGUUAUUCUCGCAGGGCGGUCAUAAGUUAAUAAAAUUUUGUUUUAAGAUUAGGAGUUAAUAGUAAAUAAAGUGGAAAAUGAGUGCUUUGCGUUCACAUUUUGGGAAAUUGUAAAUAUAUAUUUUUAUUACUGCUCAUUUUGUGAAUUGUGUCGACGUGAAUGAAGCUAUGAACGGUGUCGAGUGAAACGUGUGCAUAGCGUGAAAAGAGCGUUUUGAAAGGAAGAGAAAAGUGGAAAACUGGCGUAGUCCUAGAUGUACAUUGCCUAAAAUAAAAUAUACUAAUUACAACAGCACACAGUUUUUUAUAACUUUCAAUAUAAGUUAAAAGUUACUUAUUUCCAAAAAACAAAAAAAAAAUAAAAUAAAGCAAGAAAAAUAUUAGGUGUGAAUUUUGAGAGCGAGCGAACGAACAAGCAGCGUGCGAAAGCGUUAAGAGAGAAGGUGACAAAAUAUGAUUGUGUGUAUUGUGUGUAUAGCAAAAGAAAAAUAUUUUAUAUAUACAUACAACGUUCAAGAUUGAUUCUACUGGGUUGAGUGGUGUUAAAUUUAUUACAUUAGUAUCUAUAUAUACUUAUAUGUAUAUAGCAUAUAUUUUUUUCUUUUCUCUUAUGAUAAAGGCUAAUUUUGGUUUCAUUCUACACAGCAAAUUCUUAUAUUUAAUAAUGAGUUUCCAAAAUUCAAUUUAUAAUUAUCAAAUACUUUAUUGAUUAGUCAAUAUUCACAUUUAUUAAAACUUAUGGAUUUUGUACAAGUAGCCGAAGAGGAGGGUGAGGAACCCAUAGAGCUUCCAGCAGAGGAGGAUGGAACGUUACUUCUAUCCACCUUGCAAGCUCAAUUUCCUGGUUCAUGUGGUCUAAAGUAUCGAAAUGAAGAUACGAAGGCUGUGCGUGGCGUGCGUUCUAAUGAGGGCCGUUUAUAUCCGCCUUCUUCUGAAGACGGUUGGGGUUCAAGCGUAUUUUUCUGUGUUUUUCCCAAAGAAAACAAACGCAAAAGUGAUGACAACUUGGAAAAUUCCACAGCCAAAACCAAACGUAUUGAAACUCGUUUACGUUGCACUGAUUUAAUUGUUUUGGGUUUACCUUGGAAAACAACGGAGGAUAGUUUGCGCGAGUAUUUUGAAAGUUAUGGUGAAGUGUUGAUGGCACAAGUGAAAAAAGAUAUGAAAUCUGGUCAAUCGAAAGGUUUUGGUUUUGUACGCUUUGGUUCGUACGAAGCUCAGAUGCGUGUACUAUCGUCCAGGCAUUUGAUUGAUGGACGUUGGUGUGAAGUAAAAGUACCAAAUUCUAAAGGUAUGAUGCAUCAAGUGCCAUGUAAAGUAUUUGUUGGUAGAUGUACCGAAGACCUUACCGCCGAUGACUUGCGAGAUUACUUUUCAAAAUUCGGAGAAGUAACCGAUGUUUUCAUACCGAAACCUUUUCGUGCAUUCAGUUUCGUAACCUUUUUGGAUCCCGAAGUUGCGCAGUCCUUGUGUGGUGAAGACCACAUUAUUAAAGGUGUGUCGGUGCAUGUUUCAAAUGCAGCCCCAAAGUCGGAACAAAAUCGUAAUUCUGGUCAUAACCAACAAAAUUACUCGUACAAUUCGCAAAGUAGCAUCGGCAGCGGCCUACACAUGUUACAUCAUCAAGGCCUUAGCGCAAGUGGCAGCACUAGUGGAGGCAGCGGCGGCGGCGGCGGCGGUGGUGGUAGUAAUAAUAGCUCUGGACGCAACGGCCAUCAACGUUCUAGCAAUUCGAAUAAUAUGCUGAGUGAUGGACCUAUGUCGGGCAGUUCUAAUAACGGUUCAUAUGGCAUGAACGGUAAUGGUUACGGCGGCAAUAACAAUGGUUUUAAUAGUGGCAGCAGUUUGGGCGGCAGCAGUAGCGGAUUGAUGGGAAAUACUGGCAACCGGCCCGACGGAUCAAUCACUCCAUAUAAUCGUGGCAAUGGAGGUAAUUAUAUGAAUAGUCGUUCAAUGGGUCCUCAGCAUAGUAGCAGUGGAAAUAUGGGUUGGAAUAAUCAAACAAAUCGUGGGCAUCUCGAUAUGCCCAAUUUACAAGCGUUAGGCAUAAAUCCACAAGGGCCAAAUCCACCAAAUCAAGGUCAAAAUAUGAAUAACCCAUUGGGGGUCGGCCUCAAUUUGAACUCAUUACCAAUGAAUCCUGCUAUCGUGGCUGCUGCCUUGAAUCAAUGGAGUCUACUCGGCAAUCAAUUGCAGAAUCAAUCGCAAGAUCAACAGGUAUCAAAUCAGGGUGGAAAUUUUUUGUCUUGGAUGGCCCAAGCUAGUAACUCCGGAAAUGGUGGAGGUUUAAAUGCCAGUGGCAAAGGCAACAACUCAAAUAAUCCUAGUUCUAAUGGAAGUACAGGCAUGGGCUCAGGAUCCUGUAAUGAUACACAACAGAAUGGCAGUACUAAUUCAAGCAGUCAAGGUUGGUCUCGUCAAAACUCUGGAGGUGUAUCGCAAGGCUCGGCUGAUGUUAAACCGAAAUUCAUUUAAAUUAAAUUAAAGCAAACAAAACAAAACUAAACAAAAAUUAUGUGAGAGCUACCUACUACGUGUGUGUAUGAUGAUAAUUUUGACGCGAUUUUUAAAUUUUGACCGGUAUUUCAUUAAACAUAAAUAAAUAUGUAAUCGUAAAAUGGUUAAAAUCAUGCUUAACAGUAACAGUAUAUUGAUCUGAAUAAAGUUUUAACCUCUAUUGUAGUGCAAAA